Paramecium pentaurelia is the source of this 2716-nucleotide messenger RNA. The record is from the annotation of a GenBank genome assembly. Lineage: Eukaryota; Ciliophora; Oligohymenophorea; Peniculida; Parameciidae.
AUGAAUUAAAAGGAGAUUGCCAAAGAAGUGUUAGCUGUUUCAUUGCACAUUGCAGAUGCUGAUAAAUUUGACUUUGAAGAUUCUAAAAAGAGAAUGCAAUUACUAACAGAAUCAGUACUUAAAACAAGUAGAUUAUUGACUUAGAUGUAGAUCUAUUGAGAUAGAAACCGAAUAAAAAUUGCAAUCAGACUGUUGAUUUAGAGUUUUAAUAAAUUGAUAAUCUAAAAGAUCUGUUACCUCAUUUGGCAGAAUGCAGCAAUUUACGUGAAGUAUUAUGAUAAUGCAUCAAUCAAGUUAAUUUUGCAUGGUAAUCGUUUACAUACCUUACCUGAAGAUCUUUCGACAUUGAAUACAGUUGAAACAUUAGAUAUUUCCAAUAAUCUAUUUGAUGAUGUAAUUAUUUUAACAAUUUAUAUAGAUUAUUCCUAUAAUAAAUGCUUUGAAAACAAUGCCAAAAUUAAUACAUCUUCAUAUUGGAUUGAGGAAUAUUAAUGAAGAGAAAUAUUUAAUCCUAUAAUUACCAAAUUUAAUCACACUUAAUAAUAGAAGACUCAAAUUUUUUGAUCAACUAGAUAGUGAUAGACCUUCUGAAAGAUAAUCAGCACGAUCUGAAAAAUCAUACUAAAGUGAAAUUACUUUCAAUUAAGAUGAUGUGGAUAAUGUGGAAGUACUUCAUUAUCUAAUUAAGUUAAAAGAACCUAUUUAAUUAAAUUUGUAAUAUGGAAAAUAAUUCCAAUCAACAAAAAACACACUCUUCUUAAUUGACUGACCACGUUAAAGAUGUUAUGACAGAUUUUUCAACCAAAGUCUAACAAACUCAUUCCAAACACUUUCUUGAUACUCAUAUACUUAAAGUAAUAUGAAUUAAUCUAUUUAGGCGAAAUAUGAUUUAUAUGAGAUAUGUUUCAGAGAAUUAAUUGAUUAUUUUCGUAAUAAUAACAAUAAAUUAGAAUAAGUUUUAAGAACUUUAUAAUAGGAACAUUCCUAUAUAUUUAAUGAUUUAACAAAUAUCAUUUACAAUCUAAAAGAUUAUAAAAAAAUUUAAAAAGAUAAUCAUGAAAUUGAAUAACUCAUCUUAAAUAGUGAUAUUGUAAAAUCUUAAAAUAAAGAAAUUCAACUCUUUAAAGAAGAACAUGAUCGUCUAUUAAAUGAAAAGAAUAAAAUUUAAUAGUAAAAAGAUUAACUAUAUGAACUAAUUCAUCCUUUACAACUCUAAAUCAAUACUUUAUAAAAUACUUUACAAUAAUUGGAAUAGGAGAAAGAAAAUCUUAAUAACAUAAAUUCUUAAUUAGAAUAUUAAUUUGCCUAAUAAUAAUUAUUAUAGAGAUCUCAUAGAGAUAGUUCUAAAUAAAUUCAAUCUGCAAAUCAAUCUUUUCAGGAUAUUUAAUCAUUUUCUAAUUUUUAAACUUAAUAAGUUGUUAUGCUUAUUAAAACAACCUAAACAGAUUAUCCACAAUUUUUUGAAAAAGAAAGCCAAACAAAUGAUUAAGAAGGUAAAAUAAUUAAUAAAUCUAUUGAUUUACAAUCCUUUCAAUAAGAACUUGAAGAUUUGUAAUGUUAAAAUGAAUAACUUCAAUAAGAAAAUAAAAAAUACUUAGAAAUGAUAAUUAGAAGAUCAAAAGUAGAAAACUCAUCAAAUGUCAUGUCUGAUAUCAGUUAUAAAUAAACAGAAAGCCCUAGUAUUAUUGAAAAGAAGAGAUAAAAAGCCUUAUCAGAAUUUCAUCUUUUAGUAUAACCUUAAUCAUUUAGACCAUUAACUCUUAAAUAAUUAAAAGAUAUCAUUUAAGAUAUUUAUGAAAGCAAAUCUAAACAUGAUAUUAGACAAUAUGAGAAUAAAUUACCUUUAGAAACAAUCGAAUAACAUAUUUAUACUUACUUAUAUUGUAAAUAUGGAUUAAAAGUAAUUAAAAUAAAUCAUAUGUAGAACUUAGCUUUGGAAUGGGUGGCUUGUAUCAUUAAUGCAAUUAAAAAAUAUAUUACUGAAGAUAAUGAUGUAACUGUUUUUGGAUUAAUGCUUAAAAAUAAUAUAGAUGAAGAUUUUAGAAUAUUACAAUCUUAACGUAAAUUAAAUAUUGAACAUAUAAUUUAAGUAUAUAAAUUAAUUUAAAGAUUUAGAACAUUUUAUAAGCAAAAUAUAAAACAAAACCUGUAGCAGAAAUAAAGGAAAUGGUUAAACAAAAAGUGGCAGGAUAAAUAACUUAAUAAGAAGCGAUAGAAAUUUUAAAAUGUUGUCUUGGUGAAGAGGAUAGAGAAACUAUACUUAAUCUAUUAAAUAUGCAUUAAAUUAAAACAGCAACUAGUGUAAGUCCAAUUAAAAGAAUCAAUUAAAAAGAAUAACAAAGAAGACCAAGUGCUUAAAAAGAACAAAUAAAAUACGAAUUUUCUAUCUUUAUCAAGCUUAUUCUUGAAUAUUUUAUGAAUCUUUAUCAAUAAUACUUAGCAAAUUUAUGUGUAGUAUUUAAGUCUGUUGAUCAUGAUAAAGAUGGAAUUAUCAAUCAAGUAUUAAUUUAUAUUAUAUUUUCUUUAGUAAUAAUUUUUAAAAUUGACAGAAAGCAUAAAACCUAAUUUGAAGAAUGAAGAGUGUUCUCAAAUUUAUGAAAUAUUAGACCCAUUUAAAAACGAUAAAAUAACAUUUUCAUAAAUUGUUAGAGUGUUUAAAAAUCCUUAAUUGUAUAAUAAAAAUGUAGAUCUAAUAUAACAGAUAUCUAUAGUUUGA